Molecule: messenger RNA, 822 nt
Organism: Meloidogyne enterolobii
Lineage: Eukaryota; Metazoa; Nematoda; Chromadorea; Rhabditida; Meloidogynidae
Source: the annotation of a GenBank genome assembly
AUGAUUUAUCUAAAGGGAAGCCUCAUUUGGUUCUUGAUUGGCCUUUUUCGAGAAAUUGAUCUUGUACACGUUCCUGGGUUAUUUAGACUUUUACAAGAAGGUGAAACACUUGAUGAUUUGAGAAAAUUGAAGCCGGAACAGAUUUUAAUCCGAUGGGUUAAUUAUCAUCUUGAAAGGGCUGGAAUUCAACGUCGUCUUGCUAAUUUUACAACCGACAUUUCCGAUUCUGAAAUUUAUACUUAUUUACUUCAUCAAAUUGCUCCUAAAUCUGCGGGUGUUUCAUUAGCUCCAUUACAACAAAAUGAUGAUAUAAGACGUGCAAAUUCAAUGCUUUCCGAGGCAAAUAAAAUAAACUGUAGAGAAUUUGUGACUGCAGAAGAUGUUUGCAAAGGAAAUUAUAAAUUGAAUUUGGCUUUUGUUGCUAAUUUAUUUAAUAAAUACCCGGGAUUGCCUGAACCUGGAGCUGACGAAAUACCUGAAAUUACUGACAUUCAAGAAGAGACACGUGAAGAGAAAACUUAUAGAAAUUGGAUGAACAGUCUUGGUGUUGAUCCUUUUGUUAAUUAUAUUUAUUAUGAUUUACAGAAUGGAUUAGUUAUUUUUCAGUUAUAUGAUGCAAUUCGUCCAGGAAUAGUUAAUUGGAAGGUUGUUGUUCAAAAAUUCCAUAAAAUUCGAGGAAUGAUGGAUCAAAUUCAGAAUUGUAAUUAUGCUGUUGAAUUAGGAAAACAACUUCGAUUUUCGUUGGUUGGAAUUCAAGGAAAGGAUAUUUAUGAUGCUAAUCCGACUUUGACUUUAGGUUUUUUUGUAAAAUGUUUUUUCUAA